Capsicum annuum is the source of this 575-nucleotide messenger RNA. Its product is annotated as defensin-like protein. NCBI's taxonomy places the organism in Eukaryota, Viridiplantae, Streptophyta, Magnoliopsida, Solanales, Solanaceae. Gene Ontology annotation, biological process: defense response. The record is from RefSeq and is a predicted model, not a curated record.
GCCUCCAUUGUGCUAGUGUUCAUUCAUAACUCAAAACUGCAAUCUUUCUUAUUAUUAAAAAAAAUAUUUGCAAUCUUUUUUAGUCAUUCAAAGAGACUAUGGCUCGUUCCAUUUACUUCAUGACAUUUCUUGUCUUGGCAAUGACCCUCUUUGUUGCCAAUGAGGUGCAAGGUAAGGAAAUUUGCUGUAAAGAUGUCUCAAGAGCUGUUAUAUGUUCUAGUGACCCGCUAUGUAAACAAAUCUGUAUCGAAGAGGAGAACUAUGAAGAUGGUCAUUGUUUCACAAUCCUAAGGAAGUGCGUAUGCAUGAGGAGAUGUAAUGUGGUUCAGGAUGUUAAAACUCUCGCAGAAAAAUUGUUGCUUGAAAAAGAGUUUCUCAAGCAGUAAUUAAGUUUGAUUAGGAAUUUAGUGUCACACAAAAUUAAAUAAAGUGUCGCCUUUCUUAAAGAGGUAACUUAUAAUGUUGUGUUCUUGGCAUAUAGUAGCCAUUUGACACAUUAAAUAAAUUUGUGACACAUCAAUCCUUCAUGUACAACUUUGUGUGUCUUUUAAUGAAAAGGGAUCGUUUACGAUCAA